AUGUCGGCACAUCUUCACUUCAAUUCAUCCAAUCAUCCCAGCAUCCGAGUCGGUCGCCGAAAACCACAUCCCGAUCUCCACCUCGCUCACGUCGUCCUCUCCACACCACCACGGCCGACAGCAAAAACCCGACGGUCUCAACUGCCGACACCGGGCGGGGAAAAUAUAGAAUUUGCUCCCCGUCCUCCCUCUCCCGGACACCGCGGAACGCACCCGAUGCCGCUCCAACGCAGAAGAAACUCUCGCGGGAGUCCCGGAUAUGUACCUAGCCUGCGGGUCAAUGCUGUGGUGACAGCGGGCUGCCGGCCGGUGUGCUAUCCACGUGGUGCAUGUCAGGCACAAGUGGGCCUAACAAGGUACGAGUCAGGGGCUGCUGGUCUUGAUUGGACACCGGGGAGUCCGUGCGGACUUGUGAAGAACGCUGCUUUACAACUACCGAAUAGUGUCUGCAUAAUGACUCUUUAUGAAGGCCGUUUCGGCAUAAUAACCUUCUCCGUUAGUCUCCUUUAG
This is a messenger RNA of Ilyonectria robusta, 510 nucleotides long. RefSeq lists its product as uncharacterized. NCBI's taxonomy places the organism in Eukaryota, Fungi, Ascomycota, Sordariomycetes, Hypocreales, Nectriaceae. The transcript is spliced from 3 exons. Bases 1 to 510 code for a protein of 169 amino acids. The record is from RefSeq and is a predicted model, not a curated record.